Fusarium odoratissimum NRRL 54006 is the source of this 1142-nucleotide messenger RNA. RefSeq lists its product as uncharacterized. The record is from RefSeq and is a predicted model, not a curated record. The transcript has a single exon. Bases 144 to 998 code for a protein of 284 amino acids. Lineage: Eukaryota; Fungi; Ascomycota; Sordariomycetes; Hypocreales; Nectriaceae.
CUAUCACACCUUUUCCGUAUAAAUAAUGUUGAUUUGCUCCUUUUUGUAAAUUUUGACUAGUCUAUCAUACCAUAAAGUAUUAUAUCACGUUCGCCGCCCCCCGCACUUUAUCUGACAGGCCAUCUCCUCAUCUCAUCUUCAUCAUGAACAAAGUCAUAUCCGGCUCCAACGCUCUGGUAGUCGGCGGCACCAGCGGCAUUGGCUACGCAAUAGCCAAACGUCUAGCAACAUCUUCCAAUUACCAGUUCUCAUCAAUCACUAUCCUCGGCCGGACAAAGCCGCAGGUCAUGCCAGCUGAAAAGGUCUCCUUUCGCUCCGUUGACGCAACGUCCAUGCACGCUUUGAAAGAGUUUGCGCAAGAGUUUCGAAGCAAUAGUCAGAACACUCCUCUUGACCUUCUCGUGAUGACGCAGGGAAUCAUGUCAUUCGCUGGACGGACGGAAACACCUGAGGGGAUUGACAGGAAAAUGGCGUUGCACUACUAUGGUCGUCAGCUCUUGAUUAGAGAACUCAGCCCCAUUCUUAGCCAUAAUGCGAAAGUUCUUCUCGUUCUGGAUGGACUCAACGGUAGUCCUGAGAAGCUGAACUGGGAUGAUCUCGACCUCAAAGGAACCUUCAGCCUCGCUCACGCAGCAAACCACUGCAUCUGCAUGAAUGACACAAUGAUACAGUAUCACGCGCUUCAAAACCAAGGUACCAAACAGUUCUUCGCGCACGGUUAUCCUGGAGUUGUAAACACAGCGACGCCGAAGAACUCAGCUUGGUAUUUCCGAGCUGUGUCAAAGGUUGCUUCGAGAUUGGUUGGUCUGCAGCCUGAGCAGUGUGCUGAAAGACAACUUGAUGGACUGUACCAAGCUGCGGAUGAGUUGCAAUCGAAGGAUAUGUCCUGGGCUUGUAUCGAUAACCAUGGAAAGGUGAUUGGAGGGAAGAAAGAGUGGAGUGAGGAGGAGAGAAGGAAGAUUGCUGACCAUACUUGGGCUCUUGUUGAUCGGACAUGAGACAUAAGAAGCGAUGGGUAGAACACUUUAAUGAGAAUGAUAUGUUCAAGCGAUUCCAUAUUCAGAUACUCACAAUUCACUCCAAAGACAUCGAUACCUCGAGAACUGGUGAGAUCUGGUUGAUCUGAACUUUCUACCUCUUAC